CUCUGUAGCGGAAGUGGCUCGCCGGAGAGUUUCGGCUGGCUGACAGCAGAGGGAGAGAGAGAGAAAGAGAAAUGGCGCCUCGGCACUCUACUAGCUGAGACACAGUCAGAACGAAAGCAACUGACAAGAGCUAGAGGACAGGACCUGUCUAUCAGCGGGGACAGACAGCAAUCAUGGUGAACACCAGAAAGAGCUCGGAGCACAAGCCCGUCAGUCCUUUCAUCUCGGGCCGGACGAGGUCGUCUCAGAGGAACAACCCAAACUUGGACGAGCACAACAGCCGUGUAAGGAAGAGAGAGACACCGGCAGCCUAUUCUCUCCGCCAGCCGAAAGAGCCCAGCAGUGAUGUUAACAGCAGUAGCCCACGUUUGUCCCCGCCGCCCAAGCGGACACGCAGACAGACGCCACCAAGUUCUACUGAUACUUCUCCUAGUCCCCAGAGUAAAAGCCAGAGAGGCUCAUCAUGGACCAUGUCCAAACACUGUACUAGGUUGUCCACUGGUGCCUUGCAGAAUGGACACAGUCGAAUGAGUCUGAGGGGUGAUUCUACAUCAGAUGGGGACCACGGCCGCAUGAACGGUCAUGUUGAGCUCAAGAGAAGCCGUCGCGUCAGGAAGUCUCAAUUCGAACACCUCAAUCAGAGUUUACUUUUCGACCAACUUGUCAACAGUACGGCAGAAGCAGUUCUUCAAGAGAUGGACAACAUCAGCAGCAUACGGCAGAAUCGGGAAGUGGAGCGCCUCCGCAUGUGGACGGACACUGAACUGGAAAACAUGGACAUGUACUCCCGUGUGAAGAGGAGGAAGUCUUUGCGGAGGAACACAUAUGGAAUGCAGGCGCAUCACAAAGUCAUGAGCAAAUCAAAGGACCCCGAAGAGGAGGAAGGAACUGAAGAGUCUCACGAGGAAGGAGAGGAGGAUGAAGAUGUGGAGGCUGAUGAUGAUGAAGACGAUGAAGGAGACGAGGCAGAAGAGGUUGGAGAGGAGAACGAUAGACCUUAUAACCUCAGGCAGCGUAAAACUGUGCAGCGAUAUGAAGCUCCCCCAAUAGAGCCAGUGAACAGGAAGCAAAGCAAGGGCUCUCUGUUCGACACACACCGAUCUCCUGCAAGAAGAAGCCAUAUUAGAGUAAAGAAACAUGCCAUUCACAGCAGUGAAUCAACAUCAUCAUCAGAUGAAGAGCGUUUUGAGAGGCGGAAAAGCAAAAGCAUGAGCCGAGCUCGUAACAGGUGUCUACCCAUGAACCUGCGGGCAGAGGAUUUGGCCAGCGGUGUUCUUCGAGACCGAGUAAAAGUGGGUGCCAGUUUAGCGGAUGUGGAUCCCAUGAAUCUGGACACUUCUGUGAAGUUUGACAGUGUUGGAGGUCUCACCCAUCACAUCCAGUCUUUGAAAGAAAUGGUCGUCUUUCCUCUACUAUAUCCAGAAGUGUUUGAGAAGUUUAAGAUCCAGCCUCCAAGAGGAUGUCUGUUCUAUGGGCCUCCAGGAACUGGGAAGACGCUUGUGGCGAGGGCUUUGGCUAAUGAAUGCAGUCAGGGUGACAGGAAGGUGUCUUUUUUCAUGCGCAAGGGUGCAGACUGCCUCAGCAAAUGGGUGGGAGAGUCUGAGCGACAGCUCCGCCUACUUUUUGACCAGGCAUACCUCAUGAGACCCUCCAUCAUCUUUUUCGAUGAGAUUGAUGGCCUCGCUCCUGUUCGCUCCAGCAGACAGGAUCAAAUUCACAGCUCCAUAGUGUCCACGUUACUGGCGUUGAUGGAUGGUUUGGACAGCCGGGGGGAGAUAGUGGUCAUCGGUGCUACAAACAGACUCGACUCUAUCGACCCCGCACUCAGGAGGCCCGGACGCUUUGACCGGGAGUUUCUGUUCAACCUGCCAGAUAAAAAGGCCCGAAAGCACAUUUUAGAAAUCCACACCAGGGACUGGAGCCCCAAGCUAGCUGAACCCUUCGUAAAUGAGCUAGCCGAGAAAUGUGUCGGUUACUGUGGAGCCGACAUCAAAGCACUUUGCACAGAGGCUGCGCUAGCGGCUCUGCGUCGGCGCUAUCCUCAGAUCUACGCCAGCAGCCAGCGUUAUCAGCUGGAUGUGGGCUCCAUCGUUUUGGGGCCACAAGACUUUGGUCGUGCCCUGCGCUCCAUAGUACCUGCGGGCCAAAGGGCCGUGGCCCCACCCGGCCAGGCCCUUUCCUGCGUAUUGAAGCCCCUGCUGCAGCCCACGCUGGUUCAAACGCUUGCCUGCCUGAUGCGAGUCUUCCCCCAUGCAGAGCUCCUGCACAGGGAACACACACACGACAUGGACAAUCAUCUGUUGGUGGAGGACUCGUACAGCGAGGAUGAGGAAUGUCUUGGUGCUCCUUCCAUUUAUGAAACUCAGUCAGGAUCGCCGAAGAAAGCAGCUUCCUGCGCGACCCAUAAACCCUUUCUCCACUUUACCACUUCUGCCUACCAGCAGCCCACCUCUUACCGGCCACGGCUGCUGCUGACGGGGCCCCAGGGCGCGGGGCAGAGCACACACCUGGCCCCCGCUGUGCUGCACCACCUGGAGAAGUUCACUGUGCAUCGUCUCGACCUUCUCACGCUGUACUCCGUCAGUGCCAAAACCCCAGAGGAGUCCUGCGCUCAGGUGUUUCGUGAGGCUCGACGGUGUGUUCCCAGCAUCAUCUACAUGCCUCACAUUGGUGACUGGUGGGAAGCCAUCAGUGAGACGGUCAAGAGCAGCUUCCUCACACUGCUGCAGGAUGUGCCCUCAUUCACACCGCUCCUCAUCCUCGCCACAGCAGAGACCAUCUACCAGCAGCUCCCUGACGAGCUAAAAUGCAUCUUCAGCCAUUCAUAUGGGGAGGUGGUUUGUUUAAGCAUGCCAGGAGAAGAAGCACGUAGGAAAUUUUUUUCAGACCUCAUUCUGGUGCAGGCGGCCAAGGCACCACCCCGCAGGAGAAACACAGUGUGCGCUCUGGAGGUGCUGACCCUCGCUGAAGACCCCGGCCCUCGACAGCUCUCACCAGAGGAGCAGCGGCGACUGGAGGAGCAAGAGGAGAACACCUUGCGUGAGCUCCGCCUCUUUCUCAGGGAUGUCACAAAGCGUCUCGCCACUGACAAGCGCUUCCAGAUCUUCAGCAAGCCCGUGGACAUUGAGGAGGUGUCAGACUACCUCGAGGUUAUCACACAGCCUAUGGACCUGUCCACCAUCAUGAUGAAGAUCGACACUCACAAGUACACAGUUGCCAGGGAUUUUCUAGUGGACAUUGACCUCAUUUGCAGCAACGCGUUAGAGUACAAUCCAGACAAAGACCCAGGAGAUAAAAUCAUCCGCCACAGGGCCUGCAGUCUGAAGGAUACUGCACACGCCAUGAUCGCCUCUGAACUGGACCCUGAGUUCGACCGCAUGUGCGAGGAGAUCAAGGAGUCCCGCAGGAAGAGAGCCUCUCAGACCACACCGCAGCCAGCCAUCGCUCCAAGCGCCGUGGCAACCAGGAAGCCCAUGGGAGAGGAGGCGGGAUUAAGCAGUUCUCAGUGUGAUGGAGUGGACAAGCACUGCAGCAAUAACAUAAAACGAAAACUGCGACGGCGACCGAUUUGGGGGCGGGGCAUCAUCAGGAAGAAGAAGAGCUAUAAAAAGGAGGAAGCAGAAGAAGAUGAUGAACCAGAUGAGGAAGAGGGAGCAGAGGACUCGGCUGCAAUGUUGCAAGGUGAUGCCUGUCUCACUCAGGACGAGUCGUCAUGUGAUGCAAUGGAGCUCCAUCCUGACAAACAACCACUCCAGGCCAACGGACACGUCCUCUCCACGGAGGAGGAAAACUCCUGCGAGCCGACGGCCACUCAGGACCCUCAGGGCGAAGAGGAGGCGAUCGAGACACCCUCGGAUGAGGCUCCCAGCGGUAAGAAGCCAUCUGAGGCCCCGACGGCCCCCGCACCUCAGGAGUGUGUGAAUGGAAAUGAAUCUAUGGACAGUGUGUACAGUGAUGCUCUAGAUAAAGAAACAGAGGUAGACUCUAUUAAAAUAGAUGCACUUAAAGAGAAACGAGCGGAGCAUAAAGAACCUUCUGCCCCAGAAUGCAAUGCAGAGGAGAAUGUGGCGACAACGGAGGAAACCGUGUCUGAUGGCGACCAUGAAAAAGAAGGUUCAUUAAAAGGGAAGAAAUGUGGUAAAGGUCCAUCCGAACCGGAGUCAGAGGAGUUGGCUGUCAGACUCGAGGAGGCUGUGCAACUUCCGCCACCUCCUGCUCUCGUGGUUGACCACCAGCAGCUAGAGGCUUUGUUGGAGCAGGUGGUUGUAAAAAGUGAGGGCUUCAGUGUGGAUCAUCUGGAGAGAGUUUACUCAGUGCUCAGCCAGUGCAUUUACCAGCACCGCAGAGACUACGACAAGACCCGUCUGAUAGAGGCGAUGGAGAGGCAAGUUAAGCAUUUCGAAACAUUCCUGUGAUGAAUAGAGGGCUUUCAGAGAGAAAUGUGAUCGGAGACUCUUUUGAUAGAAGAGGGAGAGGCCAGCGUUCGGAGCCAAGUCCUUAACGUGGAGCAGGUCUGGACGCCUCGGUCUUAAAUGACAGCGGGAAGGGGAAAAAAAAAAAGGUGCAGACAUUUGAAACAAAGGCUUACAAAGGCGACCUUGGUGCUAUCAUCUCAGGUACCUGAAACAGAACCAAACACAAAAACUCCUGGAGGUUUCAUUUUUGCUUGUUUCUUUUUUGUAAACUCACAUACAUGCCAAUUGCUGAUGAUUGUUCUUGGUGCUAUUGGGUGCUAUUGUUUUUUUUUUUGUUUGUUUUCAUCUGCUGCUCCUUGUUCUUCUCAUAAAUAAGCAAACAAAACACAAACAAACAGUACAAAAAUAAAAGAUUGUGUGAUGUCACAAAGCAACCUCAGCCUCUGUCUACUGGAAGUAAACACAUAUACAUACACACAGAUUCUCACCAGCAGUGGAAAACAGUAUACGGACAGUGUGAUGCCCUACAGCUCGAGUCAGUUGGUCAUUUACUGUGGAAAUAAACUACAUUACACUCUUUCUACGUCCAACCUCCAACCCCCUGAGCAUCGUUCCACUCCUGUGAUGUCACACCUUGUCACCAUUGAGAUUAUCAACACUUUUUAGCCUCAUAGAUACUCCUGCUGGAACAACAACACGUUUUGUAGGGACGUCUAGUGACAAGUUGUUUUCUACUGGAUGUUAAUUGUAAGUUUUGCAAGGCCUCUGUAUUGUAAACCAACUUUUCCCUGUGAAAAAUGAGACUGUGUUCUCCUAUUCAGACUUUAAUAUUUGUAGAAACAAACAAAAAAUAAAUAAAUGGACAGAUUUUGGUUAAAAUAGAUCUUUAGGAGAGGAAUAGUAGUAUUUUAGACCCAUCACAUAUUUUUCCCCCUAGGGCUUUUUCAUUUUUGUUUUAUUUUUUUUGGCAUUUUUCUGGUUUAACUGGAUUUAUGAGUAGAUUAUCUGGAGAUUGCACUGCCUAGCAUGUGCCUUAAACUUUGAAAUAGUAUUUCACAAGCAAUUAAUGUUUGUGGACAAGCCACAGGGCUACAAACCCUUUCCAGAUGUUUUAAGAGACUUCGAUAAAGUCGUCUUUUGGUGUACUUUGUAGUUAAUUGUUUGCCGGUCUCUUCUCAAGUCACCAACCCAAACAUCUCCAUGAUUUGGUUGCUCCAUCAAACGAUGUGGCUUUCUUUUGCCAUCCAUUUUUAUUGUAACGUCACAAAUUUAGAGUAAAAAUAUCAGCGAUGUUUUGAUGUUCAAAUCGUUGAAGCUACAAUGGCAGUCUAGGCAGUGCUGAAUUUUUGAACGUAAAGCAUUAUUAUAUGUUUUUGUUGUAUUUUUUUUUUAUAUUUUUUGUUUGCCGUUUUUUAGUGUUUCCAUUGUGCUAACUGUCUAAUAUUGUGCUGAAUCCUGUUGCAUUAAUAGCUUAAUUUCAGUCAGUUUUGGUGUUAAGUAUCAUUAGCUCCCCCUCUCAAACUUUCAGCUUUCAAUGCUUUGUAAAGAACGUUGAUCCAAGUUCAAGAGUCCCCGUGACCUUGUCUCGGAUUCGGUGCUAUAGACAAAACGGAAAAAAGAGAGAGAAAAAAAUAACACUUUUUAAGACAUAUGCAAAAGGAUAAAACUAGGAGUUAGCUUUGGACUACUGCAGUGCGUGUGAGAGACAGAAGCACAGCUACCUCAGCAAGUUGUUUUCAUGCGAAGAGACAAAAGUAAUGACCUGUUUACUGACAAACAGUAUUUGUUGACCUCUGUAAUAUCACUGCGCCCUUCAGAAAUUCAAGCUAAGGUACUGGAUCACCUCUCCGACAUGUGGCUGCUGCAGUAAUCCUCGGGUUUGUUCAGAUUUUGUUUUCUUAGUAUUUCAUUUUUUGGGUUGUUCUGCUUUUGAGCCGAGAAAAGAAAUGGCAUUAUAAUAUCGGUGAAAUGUUAUAUAUUGUAUAUUUCAGUUUUUCUACAUGUGCAUCCCAUGAAUUUUAUAUUAGUGGCCAUGUUUGUGAAAUGCUUCAGUCCAUUUCAUGUUUUUAAUUUCUCUCAAACUUUGCAGUCGCAUUUUUACUUCGUGCUAUUGCCUGUCCUUUUUUUUAUUUAUUAAAUUAUGAUCAUAUGUACAACAUUUUGUUCAACCAAAACUAAUUGGAAAAAUUGUUACACGAAAUUUGCGCCGAGACACGAUGUAGCGCAUUUUUGUAGCAGGUGUUGCACGACGUUCAGAAACGGGGUUUACUGGUCUCAGGUCUCUGCUACAUUAAUAUUUAUUCCAUUAAGGUGCAUAUGAUGGUGGUUAGACUUCUUUUUCAUUUUCAAAUAUUACUGUAGAGGAUGAAGGGGAAGUUCAUGUGGCUAAUGUGUGUUUUGGGGUCCCUCUCCAUCACCUGUAGUAUCAACAACAUGCCUAAUUGGUGUAGCUUGGAAGAAACUACUGUAAUACUGACCACUUGUGCUUCUCACAAAUUUAUCUGGGGAAAAAAAGAUGAUUUAAUUGAUGCCAAUUCACAAGACGCCCUGUUUUUCAUAGCUAUAUGAAAGCAUAAGGUAACUGGCCCUGAAUCUAAAUCAAAUCUUGGUCAGCGCUUUAUGUGGAAAUGAAAUUUCACAUUUAGACCACUAAUAUAUUUUUUAGAAAAUUAACUCUUAAAUCCUGCAUUAAAAAUGUUUCAAUGUGGGCAUGAAAGUCUAUGUAGUUCUAUGUGUUUGACUACAAGCUAAAGUUCUUUUCCUUUAGUUGACCCAAGUUUAAUUCAAAUUGUUCGACUGACAGUAGGAAGUCAAUAGCAUUUUGCUUUAGGUAGGUGAAUAAGACCCACUAAACCCACCUGAUUUCAGUUUAACAAGUUCAGUUUUUUAAGUCAAUGCUCUAUGUUGAAGAGAUUUGUCUUGUUUGCAAAUAAUGGUUUGUUUAGUUAAUUUCAUGUAAUCAGUAGAUUUUUACCCCUUUAAUGAUUUACAAGGUUGAGGGAAUGUUUUUUUUUUUCUUUUGUUUUUUUGAGUAAUACCAGAAUUUGUUCCUUUUUAUAUUUACUACUAUGAAGCAAAUCAAAACCACACAUAUUGUUCUGUCCUUCCCUGCAGUCCUUUUGUGAAAUGAAAUAUUUACUGUAAUUUCUGAAAUAAACUGCUGUGAUAUACUUGAAUAAAAGGUGCAAAUUGAA
Ctenopharyngodon idella (grass carp) is the source of this 7609-nucleotide messenger RNA. RefSeq names its product ATPase family AAA domain containing 2B (gene atad2b). Gene Ontology annotation, cellular component: nucleus. The transcript is spliced from 28 exons. The record is from RefSeq and is a predicted model, not a curated record. NCBI's taxonomy places the organism in Eukaryota, Metazoa, Chordata, Actinopteri, Cypriniformes, Xenocyprididae. Gene Ontology annotation, biological process: positive regulation of transcription by RNA polymerase II. The coding region runs from base 174 to 4415 and encodes 1413 amino acids. Gene Ontology annotation, molecular function: histone binding; ATP hydrolysis activity; ATP binding.